AUGUCAGAUGAGACCACCUUGAUGGUUGAAACCAUCUCUGCACAGGAAAUAAAGGUGGGCAGAGAGAAGAAUAUAAGAGACAUGGUGCUGAAAAGUGGCUCAUGGAUUAUGUGGGCCGCCACGUACUCAACAGCCAAGCCCGUGAAAAAUAGCAACGCGCAAGGAACGAGUCCCAGAUGCAGAGCCGCAUCCGCAGUCACAGCACUGGUCUUCAGAGGGCACGACGGCUUGUCCAUGUGGGCACGAACACCGAGAGCUGCCCGCCUUUGGCUGGAACUCGGCGACUGGCACAAGAGUAGGCAGCCGUCUGUUUACACAUCCAGUCAAGCGACAGUGCGCUAUGCCUCACAGAGCUUUAGGCGGAAUGGAAAUCACAAGGAGUCAGCUUCAGGGAGUGGUGCGGGGUGGGAUAAAUACAGCCCUGAGUGGCAGCUCAGAGAGAGCCAGCCCCAGUACCCACAGUUACAUCGCCCUCCUGGAACCGCUAAGGAGCAUAAUAAGAAAUACACAGAACUGAUCGUAGAGCUGCCCUUUCUCCCGGCAAUUCAGACGGGAAAAGGAUUUGUUAGCUACCAGGAAUCUGAGAGUUUUCGAAUCCUGCUGGAUGGGAGUUCUAAACGUUGUGACAUAGACUUUUCUGAUUGUAUAGAGUCACUCACAGAUCCUACACCAUACAACUGUAUCAUUGCUUCACAGAAAAGAAGACUCUUCAACUUUAGCAGGUUCUUCCCACCUGUGAAACACCUGGGAAAUGAACCAGGGGAGCUCAGCACUUCUUCGAGCAUGGGCCUCCCAAGAGAGCGCGUGCGGGCCAUCCUGGCGGCGCACGCUUACCCCGGGAUGCGGCUCUGGCCCCUGAGGCCGUCGUUCGCCAGCCCCGACCCCGAACAGCCGGCCGGAGACGCCCCGGGGACCUUGCCCCGGAGGCCUGUCUCGCCGAGCGCGCUGGCGGGGUCCUUGUCGCUGGCGUCCCGGGGCUCGGCGCCGCGUACGUCUUGGAGCGCGCGGGAGACAGAGCUACUGCUGGGCGCGCUGCUGUUGGGCGCGCUGCUCCGCCAGGCGCUGGCCCCCUCCCGCCGCGUGUUGGGCGAGCUGGUCGGGCAGCAGGUGCACCGCCCCCGCCAGUGCCGCCGCCGCCACUACCGGUUACUCCGGGUCAGCUUCCCCCAGGCGCAAGGCCAGCCGUCCGGGCCCCUCGACGAGCACACCCCAGAGCUCACGAGGCUGCCUGGCGACCACGGGCGCAAACUGCCCCGCCGCCGCUACCGGGGGUCUGAGCGCCCCCAGCAAGGCCGCGGUCCAGCCCCCAGCGUACCCGCGCCGGCUCGCGGCCAAGCAGGAGCCGCCCCGCUGCCGACCGCCCGCAGCCCCCACGCUGACCCCGCCUGGACGCCCCACUUCAACCGGUCCCCUCGGAGGUCUGCGGACACCUCCCGCGCACCUCCGCCGCUGAACGCCGCCCUGCUGCUGACCCUGGGGCACCUGCACCGCCUCAUGAGCAUUCUGGGCCCGCUGCGCGACCAGCUGCGGACCCUGAACCAGCACGUGGAGCAUCUGCGCGGCGCCUUCUGCAAGACAGUGUCCCUGGCCGUGGGCUUCGUUCUGGGCAGUGCGGCGGCCGUGGGCUUCAUCCUGGGCAAUGCGGCCGCCUAGCGAGGGGUCACCAGGAACUCGUGCCAGUGACGCCCGGCUGCGGCUGCUGGCAGCCUCCGCCGCUCCAGGCCGGGGCCCUUCCGCCCUGACUCCUCCUGCUGCCUUCCCAUCCCCACGCCUGUAAAAGCAUUGUUCAGUAAAAGCAUUGUUUUCCUAGAAAAAGCAGAAGACGUCAUAAUCUACUUUUUUUUUUUUUUUUUUUUUUUGAGACGGAGUCUUGCUCUGUCGCCAGGCUGGAGUGCAGUGGCCCGAACUCCGCUCACUGCAACCUACGCCUCCUGGGUUCAAGCGAUUUUCCUUUCUCAGCCUCCUGAGUAGCUGGGAUUACAGGUGCCCGCCACCACGCCCAGCUAAUUACCGUAUUUUUACUACAGGUAGGGUUUCACUGUGUUGACGAGGUUAGUUUCGAACUCCUUAUACCUCGUGAUCUGCCUGCCUCGGCCUCUCAAAGUGCUGAGAUUACAAGCGUGAGCCACCACGCUCUGCUAAAAGUGCCACAAUCUUUUCAAGGUAAUACGAGAUACUUGUUUACUAUAAGCACGUUCACGGCAAGCCUCAAUUUCAUAACCUAACAAUUUCAAGUACAACUGGACCUACUGGGUGGCUUUUUUUUUUUUUUUUUGGAUACAGGGUCUUGCUCUAUCACCCAGAAUAGAGUACAGUGGCACAAUCAUGGCUCACUGCAGCCUCGAACUCCUGAGCUUAAGUGAUCCUCCCACCUCAGCAUCCCGAGUAGCUGGGUCUAAAGACAUGCCCCACCAUGCCCAACUAACUUAUAAAUUUUUUUUGUAGAGAUGAGGCCUUACUAUGUUGCCCAGGCUGAUCUUGAGCUCCUUCGCUCAAGCAGUCCUCUACCUCUCCCCAAAUAUUGGGAUUAUAGGCAUGAACCACCACUCUUGGCCUCUGCAUAGCAUUUCAUAGAAAACAUGAAGAGGAUAUUAUAAAUUUUGCAUUAACAGAUUUCUAUAAUUAAAAAUCUUGGCUAGAUUGUUUUUCCUCUACUCUUAUUAGUAGAGUUAAUAUCUGUUUAUUGAGCACUUACUAUGGGCUAGGUGCUAAGGACACAAUAGUGAACAAGACUAGUCACAUAAGAUCCCUGUCCUAAUGAAGCUCACCUUGGGGGUGGGGAGGGGGGAACAUGAUAAAAAUGCAGACAAGUGUGUUGAUGUAAUAAUUUCAGAUCAUAAAGUUGUGAAGAAAUUAGUGUGGGAUAUGUGGGGGAAAUUGGGAAUAGUUUUGCUUUAAAAUGUCAGGGAAGGCCUCUCUAAAGAAGAACCACCAGAGAUGAGACUUGAAAGGGAGCCCGUGCGAACAGAGGGUGGGGUAGGGAAGAUGGGGAGCAGGCAGGGCCCCUCCCUUAGGUCCCUUGGGCCAUGGUAAAGAAUCUGGAUGCUAUUUCUGUAAGUGCAAUGUUCGAGGCAGUGACAGGAUAGGGUUCGAACUUUUAGAAGUUCACACUGUGGAAAACGAAGGGCAGAGGGGCAAGAGCUGAAGCCAGGAGACCCGUUAGAAAGCUGCUGCAGUCAUCAAGAAGAGAUAUGAUUGUGAUAUGAAUGUUGAUUACAAGUUGGCAGUGGUGGUGAUGAGCUCAGAUAUGGGAUAAACUGGGACACAGCUUGAAAGAGAGCUGAUGGAAAUUGCCGAUAGAGUGACGAUGGAGUUCCACUUCGACUAAAAGGGCAAGUUAUUAAUUUAUGUGAAUCUCAAUGGUUUUGUCAUCAUUUGAGUAUACCACCUGGUUGUCCCCUGAGCCUGUGUGUCUCGAAGGAGCACAGCGAUGCAGGCACUAAGCGUUGAAAGCUGAAGCCAGGCCUGUCCUAAAUGUUAUUUGAAACAGGUGGUGUUAAUUAAUGCCCCUCUGGCUGUAUGGCAGCAAGCUGUAGAGCUCCCUUCUGGGGCCAUCCCUCUAGGUCUCAGUUCCCUUUGUUCGAAAUCAGAGCAGUAGCAUUUGGGUUACUUAGGAUUUCACAUGAAUCAUUCUUGGGGGAACUAGGGGCAGGGUAAUGAAUGCUACUAAUUAGCCUGCUAAGUAGUCUCUGUAACUAGAGGAUAUUUGGUUGCAACUAGAAAGCUGAGGUGAUUAUCUCUUUAUUAUGUAUGAAUCUUAUUUACAUGAGCCACAUGGGCAUUUAUGACCGAUUAGCUCAGAUAAAUGGACAUCCAGGCUAAUGACAGCAUCACAAAUUCAUUCCCUGUAGAACUCUUCUGUUUUAGGGCUGUAAACGCUAUUCCUUGUAGUAUGAGGUGGCCGGCAAGUCUGGAAACACUAUUUGUAUUUAUGAUUUAUAAACCAUUUGUUACGCUUUCA
Molecule: messenger RNA, 3961 nt
Organism: Callithrix jacchus (white-tufted-ear marmoset)
Lineage: Eukaryota; Metazoa; Chordata; Mammalia; Primates; Cebidae
Source: RefSeq, a predicted model, not a curated record